Eleginops maclovinus (Patagonian blennie) is the source of this 4636-nucleotide messenger RNA. RefSeq names its product meiosis inhibitor protein 1-like. Bases 78 to 4085 code for a protein of 1335 amino acids. The record is from RefSeq and is a predicted model, not a curated record. The transcript is spliced from 33 exons. NCBI's taxonomy places the organism in Eukaryota, Metazoa, Chordata, Actinopteri, Perciformes, Eleginopidae. Gene Ontology annotation, biological process: meiosis I.
CUUUCUUAUUCUUUACUAGUUGUAUGGACUUUCUUUUCUUUAUCAUUUGAGAGUUUCAUGCAGGUGUAAAGACCAACAUGACAGGCCUCGAUAUUAUUUCUGAUAUGAACCACUUCAAACACGACCCGAAGUGGAGCGGCCGGCUGGGGCCUGCGGAGGGGGGCGGGAUGCAGCUGUGUGUGGCCUGCAUUGUAGAGAUGUUAAAUAGUGAAGAUAUAUCGUCUGUGAAGAAGUCUUUUGUCUUGUCUGGAAUCAGCGGGGUGCUGAAGUGUGCUCCGAGGGCCCUGAGAGACCUGCUCGGAAAGGACCACCGAGCCUCUAUGCAAUUCACAGCUUCUAUACUGGGGAUGCUUCACACUGUGGAAGAUCAGGCCACUCUGGAAAAGGUGGAUCAAGUGCUGGUUCAGCUGCUGUUGGAGGUCCAGAGCGAGCUGUCAUACCGUUUUGUUUUGGAGGAGAUACACAAACAGCUGAGUGACCAGCUCAAUAUGAAGAGUUUCCUGCCCACCUUCACCUUUUUGGGGAACCUGGUGGAAGCAAUCCCCAACGUGGCCCAGAGUCUGGUGACCCAGUAUGUCCCCCUUCUGGAGCAGCUUUGCUCGGCCUUGCUGUACCCGGACGAAGCUCUGAAGGCUUCGGUCCUGCAUGUGUGGCUCAAACUGUUUGGGACAGCGGGGGGGUCGGCGGCCCUAUCCAUGCCCCCCGCCAUCAGGGACAGAGUGUGUGUCCUGUUGCUGCAGACGUUUGCCAACGCCGGAUCCCACCGACUCAUCACUAACUGCGUUGAUCUGCUGUGGCUGCUGGUGCAUAUCCGAGAGGCAGUGUCAGUUCUGAUGAGCAGCCCUGGCGAUCAGAUCCCGUGCCAUGAGAACCAGAAGCUCCGUACCAACAACGAGCAGAACCCGAGCCAAAACCCAGAGCAACAGUACCCGGACCAAUGCCCUCUGCCUCUCAUUCUGAAAAAGUUGCUGAUGAGUGGGGAUGAGACUCUGCAGGUCACCAGUGCCAAGUGUAUUGCAGCCGUCCUGGUUCAUUCUCCCAAUCAGUACAGCACUCCCUUCAUCAUGGCUGACGUUCCUGAGUUUCUGUUCGACCGUCUGGCCAGUAGCAACUCUGAUUUGCUGCUGUGGUCGACCUACAGCUGCCUGCUGUUACUGAUGGACAACCCUCUCUUCUUCUCCCAGUGUCACUCUAUCUACGGUAUGGAGUCUCUGGUGCGCAGUCUGAAAGAGGCUCUGCAGCUGACCAACCUGGAGGUGUCGCAACAAGGUCUGCUGCUCCUCACUGAGAUACUGGAGAGGCAGCCCCCGAGCGAGCGUCUGUUCCCCAGUGCUUCAGACUUUGCGGCGGUCUCUGAGGCGGUGACGGGUGGAGUCUCCUCCUCCUGUCUGAAGGUGGCCGCACAGGCUGCCAGCGCUGCGUCCGCCCUGUUCAAACUGAACAACCAGUCCCGACCGGUGCUUUACGGGAAGAUAGAGGGAUUGAUCGAGGCCAUCACGAACCGAUUCCCCGAGCUGCCACUACCCUCUCAUCCUCAUCGUCGAACAUCUGUGAGUUUGUCAGGCAAAAAGAGCGAGGACUCGAGAGCCGAGGAAUUUCUGCUCCGGGCCCUGAUCUGUUUUCAGGCUGCCUGCAGGUUGGCUGAGGAGUGUGCAUCGGAGCCCGCCCUGAAGGAAAACACAUUCACCGCUCCCUCCAAACAGAGCCAAUCUCAGGACUCACUGGAGUCUCUGUGCAUAUGUAUGAUGCGCUGCUGCGACUCCACCUGGAUACCCACCGUCAUUAAAAUGUGUGAGGAGGCACCGCACGCUCAUAUCCUGCAGCACUUCUACUCCAUCCUGUCCUUCCAGUUCACCCUGGUUCCCUCUGCCAUGCCUGUCUUUGCAAAUAAGCUAGCCUCCUCUGGUUUCUUCAGGCUGCCUCUGGAGCACAAACACUUUCUCUGUGUGGGGAACAGGCACCCACACCUGAAUGCAUCAUGCUGUGGUUUUCUACAGAAACUCAGCAUGUGUCUGCUUUUCCCGACAGACCCUGCUGUGAGCUCCUGCCAGAAAGAUUUGGAGAUGGUGGAGAAUCUCCUGCUGUACAACCUCCCCUCUCUGAGUUGCCGCAUCUCAGACUGGCCCUCUCUGCUCUGUGAGCCCCCGGGGCUCCAGCUGAGUGAAUGUAAAGGACCAAGGGCCACCCAGUACUGCCUGAUGAUAGUGCUGCACCUCGCCCUGCAGCAUGGAGACAGGCUCCUCCCGGACCACACGGUGUUCUCCAGUGUGGUAUGGCUGUUGCACUCGGUGCAGGCGCAGGGCAUCUGUGCUCCACCUCACACUGUGCUCCGUUCUACCCUCUACCUGCUGGCAGCGACUCAGGAGACGAACCCAUCACUCGACAGGACUCCUUUGGGCUUCAUCAGCAAGGCGCUCUCCUCCUGCCAGAGCUUCUCCUCCCUCUACAUCCACCACCCUGCUCUGCUCCACUUCAUCUGUCAAUACCCCAGUCUAGCGGAGAAGUUUGGGUCGCUGGUCCUGGAGCUUUGGUUGACCAAGCAGACACAGCACACAGACGCAGAGCAGAGCGCGGAGAAAGGAGAGCCGAGAGAGAGCAGUGCAAAGGAGGAUCAGCAGCCGGACACAGAGACACUGGAGCUGCUGACUCUGAUGGAGAAACACCCAGCGGUCAUACUGAUCCUCCUGGACAUGGUCUGCAGCAGAGACCGCCCCCUGGCAGGCAGAGCUCUGGGAGUGCUGGAGGUUCUUGUGCAAUCUCAGAGAGGCUUGGAGUCUGACUUGUGUUUCAGUCUGAGGCCCGCCCUGCUGCAGGCACUACAGAGACACAGUGUGGAGAACAUGGGACAUGGACUCAGCCAGGGACACGCUGCACCGGCAGUAAACUCGCUCCCUCUGCUCCUGAAGCUGCUUUGUGUGAUGGAGGCCAGCGACCUGCCUUCAUCCUCCUCCUACGGCAAGAUAGAAGGCGUGCACUUCAGGCUGCUCUAUCACGUGAGUAAUAUCACAGGGAGGUUGAAGCCCAGCGACACAGAGAGCCUGCUUCCCGCCCUCAGCUUCCUGUACUGCUGCUUGAGCCUGUCCCCGGCACACUGCACCGACAGAGCUGUCUCCGUGCUGCUCUCCAACAGUGGCCUGAUGGACCAGCUGCAGACAAUCCUCUCCUCCUACUCUUCAUCCUCCUCUUCAUCCUCUGCUCCAUCAGCCGCUCCUCCCUCAGGCUUGCUGUGCUGCAGCCACCUCCUCCUGUCCUCCCUCAUUACCUUGCAGCGCGUUCACUCGGGUCAGGUGCAAAAGAGGAUCAGUUGGAGCCUGGACGCAGCUGUGCAGCGACUCCUCUUUCAGAAGCGAAACACGGACAAUCUCUCGCUGGUCAGCAUCCUGAGGUUGCUGCAGGUUCUCCUCGAUGCUGACCUGACAUCAGCAAUGGUAUCUCUGAGCACCGGUCCUGGCCUCGUGGGGACCCGGCCCCUGGGGGUGGAGGACGGGGCUUUGUACCCUCUCGGCAACAGAGGAGCCCAGUGCCUCUCAACGGCUCUCAGUGGACUUCUCCUGCAGAAGCACGAGCUGUUGCUGAGAGCUUCAGUGAACUGUCUGAGCUCCCUGCUGGGUUUCCUGCAGAGGAAGAGCCCCUCCACAGCGAAGUUCGUGGUGUGUCAGCCGUGGAGUCGCUUCCUCGUCUACUGCCUGCUCGGCUCAGGAGAGAGGUGCCGUCUGCACCCCGUCCUCCUCAAACUCAUCACCCUCCUACUGCAGCACGGCACUAGUACGGUGGUGCUGUGGGAGUCUGACCUGGUGCAGGUGAUGGAGGAGGUGGAGCGGAGGGGGGUGAAGGAGCUCAGCGAGGAGGCAGCACAGGCCCUCAGGCUGCUGCUCUCACAGAUGCAGAUCAGUGUCCUGCAGCCGCCCCUCACAGAGCAGCAGAAGCAGAGAGUGACGAGUGUGAUCGAGUCCCUCGCCCUUCACACUCCUCCAGAGAGCUGCAGCCCAAAUCUGCCCGGCAACGUCCUGUAUCCUUCAUCUGUGAAGGGACACAUCCUCUACGUGUUGGAAACGUGUCCAUCUGUGUGUCUGACUUCACAGUGACAUCAGGCUGACGUUCCAGCAAACGGAACUCAACGAGCCAUCGAUGUGUUUCAUUGUUCCUUAAUCGCUGCACAUCUUUAAGUCUAACAUACCUUGUGUGUUUCCCGUUCGUCUCUUAAAGCACUGUAUUCUCCUGCCUACCACUGACUGUGUUACAGUGAAAGAAGUUACUGCGUGUUUGAUCUCAAAGCAGUGUUAAGAAAGGUUCGAUAAACAAUGUUCUUUAAUCAUUCAAAGAUCAAAAGCUCAUUUGUGUCUUGUUCAUACAUACUUAUGCUAGUUUUUUACAUGGUUUUAUACUACAUAGCACUCUCUUCUUAAAAUACAUCACCUAACAACUGUAUUUAUGACCAUUUAUGAGCAAGAGCACUUAAAACACAAACAUGUUGACUAAUUUAGUCUUAGAAAUGUGACGUAACAACACAAGAGAGAUGUAUUUGUCAGAUAUUACACAUGUUUUAAAUACAAUUGCAGAUUUUCUUCUAACAUGUUUUUGAAAUAUUUUUAGAUGUCAGAAAACGCAAAUUAAAUUGAAUAAAUCUUAAAACUUU